Molecule: messenger RNA, 2580 nt
Organism: Globicephala melas (long-finned pilot whale)
Lineage: Eukaryota; Metazoa; Chordata; Mammalia; Artiodactyla; Delphinidae
Gene: NHLH2
Product: nescient helix-loop-helix 2
Biological process (GO): regulation of transcription by RNA polymerase II
Molecular function (GO): DNA-binding transcription factor activity, RNA polymerase II-specific; protein dimerization activity; RNA polymerase II cis-regulatory region sequence-specific DNA binding
Source: RefSeq, a predicted model, not a curated record
CAUAUGUUGUUUAUUUGCACUUAAAUAUUGCAUCAAUAAUCUGAAAAAGAGAAAUAACCUGAUUAUGGCUAGAGCUUCUGAUUAGAGGCUAAGGUUUCUAUCAUGGACUGCUUUCAACUGUUAUAUUUUAUGGCACAGAUUCAGUGGGAAUCUGAUCUGCUAAAAUAUUUGGGCUGUGAAAACUCCCACACUGUGACAGAUGUCAAGUCCAAUUAAGUGACUCAUGUCCAGGUUUCUGUCCAAUAGGAUUUCCCAUUAAAUAUCAAUUUAGGGAAAAAAAUUCCAUCCCCCUUCUUAAGCCUUUAUCUCUUCCACCAUCUCCAGGCUGAAUCAAUUGGUACCAGGAGAGCCAAGAAGCCACACACUCAUCUCUGCCUCUUUGCUCUGGCUCUCCCACCCUCUCGCGUCUUUCUCCGCUUCCCUGUCACUGUUCCUCCGGGAGACGUUCACUUUUCACCAACCUUUCUCCAAACAUCUCCAAGCCACUGACUAUAUAUAUUUUGCUACAAGAGACCUAGAAGAGGAAAAGAGGCACGAGACUUUUCAACACAUCGUUUUAAAAAAAAUCAACAACGAAUUUCCCGAAAUGUUUGAGAACAAUUAAAAGGAAAAGCCGUUUUUGAUCUAUCAACUAAGUGAACAAUCAUUCAUAUCGUCCACAUCCUGAGAUAUUAUCGUCCCUCGCUGUGGACACCAGCGAGAUGACAGCUGCUUUUUCAUUUUUGAAUGUAAUAAAUAUUUGCUGCUUCUAAUAUAUUUCGGAAUUUCUCCCUGCUAGUCCCUGGGAUUUUAACUCUAAAAGAUUGGAGAAAAGAUUAUCGAAAAGGCUUUUACAAGUUUCCAAAAUGAUGCUGAGUCCAGACCAAGCCGCCGACUCGGACCACCCCAGUUCGGCGCCCUCGGACCCGGAGUCGCUGGGUGGCGCGGACGCCAAGGUGCUGGGCAGCGUGUCGGACCUGGAGCCGGUGGAGGAGGCCGAAGGCGACGGCAAGGGCGGCAGCCGGGCCGCGCUCUACCCGCACCCGCAGCAGCUGAGCCGCGAGGAGAAGCGCCGCCGCCGGCGAGCCACGGCCAAGUACCGCUCGGCCCACGCCACCCGCGAGCGCAUCCGCGUGGAGGCCUUCAACCUGGCCUUCGCCGAGCUCCGCAAACUGCUGCCCACGCUGCCCCCGGACAAGAAGCUGUCCAAGAUCGAGAUCCUGCGCCUGGCCAUCUGCUACAUCUCCUAUCUCAACCACGUCCUGGAUGUGUAGGGCCGGGGUCGCGGCGCGGGGCCGCCUGGCCGGGAGUGGGUGAAACGCGGCCAACCCGGGCGGCCGCCGCGGCGAUGGAGGAGGAAGCGGUGGCGCAGCGGGACGGCCGCCGCCACGACCUUGGACCGGGUAGGAGGCUCGCACCGUGUUCUCUCCGGUCGGCAGGGCGACUCUGAAAGGUUUCCGACUCCAGAAGGGUGGGGUUGUCUGGCGAGCCCUGGGGCUUGUAGGGAGCAUUUUCCAGGCAAGGCGAACCUCCUGGAGGCACCGAGAUGAGUGGCCUCCAGGCCUCCCCUCCACGUGUUAGGAUCCCUUUAGGGGUUGUUGCUUUAGCUCACUGGAGACUGAGUUCUCCUACAUUCAUCUCCCACAGAUCUUCAUGUUUUGAAAGAAUGAGGGCAGAAGCUCAGAGUCUGGGCUUCUAACUUUAGACUAUCUGGAUUUUUUCUAACUGACAAAUCACCAAACAUCAUGAGGGGAGGGGAGGGAAUCUCCUCCAGGGCAGAGAUUCAAGACACAGAAAGGUGGAACAGGAAACUUUCUGAUCCGUUGUGAAAAGAAAGAUUAUAUUAGAAUCCAAGUAAAACAGACAAGCCUAGAACAUAUGGUAAGGUUAAAAAGAUACAUUGAGAACAAACAGAUAUUGUGGGAAGAUUUGAGUUUGGUGAGAUUUUUAAACCCCAAGGUCUGACGCUAAUGUAGACAGGAAUAUCCAUAUUUAAAUGGAAAAUUUAAUAUCUGAUUGCUUUUUCAGGCGAAGUGCCCCUUUAUAUAUCCAAAAGCAUCUAUUUGUGACCUUAAACAUGUGGACCCAUAGGUGCAGUUAGAAAAGACAACCUAUUUUUAUUUAUGUUAGAACGAGUAGAGUAUUUUUUUCAAGACACUUAUUUUUCAGAGUGGUGAUAAUUUUUCUUUGGACACUCUGUGCCAAUUUAUUUAUAGUCAAGUGUUUACACUUUCUCCUGUGGAAUAAUUAUGUCUAACUUUUUACGUGUUUGUUGAGAUUAUACUGUGGUCUUUCUUUUUGCUCUAAUUAUAUUGCACUUGUAUAACAAAUUUCCCACAUCUCCCUGUUUCUAAGCAUAUUUUAUAUAUUAAGAUGUUUGUUCCUGAAAGGUUCUUUUGUUGUGAGAUCAGCAACACUAGCACUUCACUGUUAUAGUUUUUUAAAAAAAAGUAAGUGUUGUUAUCCUUAUCUGUAGUUAUGUCUGAAAAGUACUUUGCAAACCGUUUAUAAGGAGAGUAGCUUCUUUGUGUGUGUGUGAUGUUUGUGUGUGGGAUGAUUUUAGGAAAUUAAGUUAUUUUCCUAAAAAAAAAAAAAAAGAAU